AUGAGAAUGGAGAAAGCUGUCUCUGGGAUAGACUGUCAGGAAACAAAGCUAGACAAAGCGUUAGAAGAAAUCAUAGAAAAAGAGAAAGCGGCCACGGAUGCGAGAAGCCUGCAAGAUGAUAACAAGAAAACUGAAAAGGCAGCAGCGGCCGAGGAGUACCGCAACCAAGCGGUUGAGCGUUUGGGUAAAACCAGGAAAAGGAAUGCUGAGAAGCAAGACGAAAAAGCCCAGACGGCGAAGAAAGGAAGACGAUCGACGUCGGAAGUGGUUCAAUUUCUGAAAGAAAAGUCAGAAAGAGAGAGUGUGCUGAGAAAGGAGGAUUUGGAGUUUAGACGAAAGGAGACGAGUCAAAAGGAGGAUGUGAUGAAAAUGCUAGCACAACAACAGCAGCAGCAGACUCAGCUUAUGCUUUGUUUGCUUGCAAAGGGCCAAAAUAAGAACAGUUAAGUAUCCGCUAUUUUAUCCAUCAAAGUGUUCGUUUUUCCAAUGUUGUUGUUACUGGAAGUUUUACGGUGAAAAAGUACUAAGGUAG
Messenger RNA from Porites lobata, 532 nucleotides. The record is from the annotation of a GenBank genome assembly. NCBI's taxonomy places the organism in Eukaryota, Metazoa, Cnidaria, Anthozoa, Scleractinia, Poritidae.